UUUUAAUUUACAAUUUCAUUUUAAAAUAUUAGAAGAAAAAAAGUAUAAGAAAUAAAAAAAAGCGUUUAUGGAAACCAGUGAAAGCGGUAGUACAUCACCGGCAAGCAGAACACCACCACCAUCUGCACCAGAAGACGAUAUGAGCGUUGCUCCAACUGAUUUAAGUGCAGAGAUGAAACCAAAAGGUGAACUGAUGGAAUCACAGCAGAAAAUAAAAAAAUUGGUUCGCCGUAACGCAUCCGACAAAUUGAAAUUGAUCCAAAUGGUACAUGAUAAUCCAAUACUCUGGGAUUCACGCUUACCAAACUUCAAAGGUGCUGAAGAGGAGAAGAAUCGUGCUUGGGAACAGAUUGGUAAGCAUUUCAAUGCGCCCGGACGUAGAGUAGCGCGUGCAUUCAAGUCUUUACGUGAAUCUUAUCGCCGUGAGUUAGCGCACGUCAAGAUCAUGGGCAACGGAUUUAAACCAAAAUGGAGCCUUUACGAAGCUAUGGAUUUCUUACGCGAUGUUAUCAGGGAACGAAAGAGCGAUCGGCCUACACCUCCUAAUCACUCGCCAUCGAAGAUAAAGUGCCGCUCACCUCACUCGGUAGAGUUAAAUGGAACGCAAGAAAAAAAAUUGAAGCAGAUUUCCCCAAAAAUAAUAGAUCUAUUUGGACCACAGCACGAAACAGCGAAACUUUAUAA
Molecule: messenger RNA, 684 nt
Organism: Teleopsis dalmanni
Lineage: Eukaryota; Metazoa; Arthropoda; Insecta; Diptera; Diopsidae
Product: homeobox protein 2-like
Biological process (GO): regulation of transcription by RNA polymerase II
Cellular component (GO): transcription regulator complex; nucleus
Source: RefSeq, a predicted model, not a curated record